AUUCUCACUACUCUCAACCCUUCCCAGGAGCCUGAUCCUUUGCAAACUCUGCAAAUUUCUUCUUCUGUUCCAAAUUCAUCCUCUGUCUUCGGCAACCUCUUUCAUCUUUUCCACCAUCAAACUCUCCCACUGUUUUAUCCUUCUUCUUUUUUCUUGUUAAAUCUUCUAGUUCCUGUUUGCUCAAACAAAAGAAGUAGUAAAGCCAAGUCUAAGAGAACUUGUUCUACGCAAUGGAAGUCCUGUCUAUAGUAGGAGGAGCACUGUUAUCUGCUGCUUUCCAGUUGCUGUUCCAGAAGUUGGAUGAAAGUAUUAAAUCCCACAACUUACAACAAGAAGAGGUCCUUGAUGAGCUGAAAAGGUGGAAAUUGCUUUUUCCACAAAUCCUUGCUCUACUCAAAGAUGCUGAAGAGAAGCAAAUAACUGACAGCUCCGUGAAGAUAUGGCUUGAUGAUCUCAGGGACUUGGCUUAUGAUAUGGAGGACAUUCUUGAUGGAUUCCAGGCUGAUGCGCAGAGGAGAACCCUGACAACAAAAUCUCACCAAGCCAGCACAAGCAAAGUCAUCCGUAGAUUCCUUCCUUAUUUCAAGCACAAUGAAUCAGCAUUUGACUCUGUCACCAUUUCUAAGGUAAAGGAGAUUGCUCAGAGAUUGAAAAGCAUGGUGGAUCGCUCGACGACCCUUAGCCUAGUGAGUUCCAGAAUGCAAGUAAGAGAGGGGACUGCUGGAGCAGCUGCAAGAAGGGUACCCACCACUCCUCAACUUGAAUCUGAUGUUUAUGGUCGAGAUAAUGAUAAAGAGGCUAUUCUUCAGAAGUUGCUCAAUGACGAAGGCAAUUCUAGAGGAGAGGUAUUUUGCGUUCUUCCCAUUGUUGGAAUGGGAGGUGUUGGCAAGACUACCCUGGCUCGAUUGGUUUACAAGGAGGUGGAGCAAGGAAGAUUUAAUCCCCAAGCCUGGGUUUGCGUCUCUGAUCAAUUUGAUGUUAUGAGCAUCACAAGAAACAUUCUAGAGGAAUUAACAAAGGGAAGGUGUGACUUGAACAAUUUGAAUUUGCUGCAAGAAAAAUUGAAAGGAGAGUUAUCUGGCAAGAAAUUUUUACUUGUACUAGAUGACGUUUGGAAUGAGGAGUGCAAUCUAUGGGAUAACUUAAAAAUCCCUUUCAAAUCAGGAGCACCAGGAAGCAAAAUAAUAGUGACAACUCGUAACAUGCGUGUUGCAGAAAUCAUGGGUGGGAAGAAUAGUGUUCACUGCCUAAAAGUGCUAGAGAAUGAUGACUGCUUGUCAAUAUUAGCUCAAGAUGCACUGGGAGUAGAGAACUUUGAUGCACACCCAAAUUUGAAAAAUGUUGGUCAGGAAAUAGUUAAAAAGUGCAAAGGGCUUCCCUUGGUUGCAAAAAUUCUCGGGGGCCUCUUACGUGAUAGAGAAGACCUUGAAGAUUGGAAAUACAUAUUAAACAGUAAGAUAUGGAAUCUACAAGGAAUCCAAAGCAGCACUCUUCCAGCUGGUUUGAUGUUGAGCUACCAUCAUCUUCCUUCUCAUUUGAAGCAAUGUUUUGCCUAUUGUGCAAUGUUUCCAAAGGAUCACCAAUUUAACAAAGAUGAGUUAAUCUUCUUGUGGAUGGCAGAUGGGCUUUUGAAACAGCAAUCAGGAGAUAAAAAUCAAAUGGAAGAUAUUGGUCAUCAAUACUUCUCUGAGUUACUUUCAAGAGCUUUCUUUCAACACUCAAGCAAGGAUGCAUCGAGGUAUGUAAUGCAUGACCUCAUACAUGAUUUAGCUCAAUAUGUUGCUGGAGAAACAUGUUGCAAUCUUGAAAAUAUGUUGGAAGCAAAGAAAGAAGUAAAUGCUGAAAAGGUCCGUCAUUUAUCAUUUUAUUGUAAAGAGCUAGAUAUCUCUAAGAGAUUUGAAGUUUUGAAUAAAAUGAAGGGUUUGAGAUCCUUCAUUCCUAUUUAUUCAUCAGCAUUAGUAGGAUUAAAUGGAAAUAAUCUAUCAAAUACAGUGGUGCAUGAUUGGUUAGUGAAGUUAACAUGCUUGAGGGCAUUGUCUCUUGGAAGUUAUAACAUAAGAAAGCUCCCGGAUUCAAUUGGAGAUUGGAAGUGUUUGCGAUACCUUAAUUUGUCUGAAACUGCCAUAGAAACCUUACCUGAAUCCAUAGGUUUCCUUCAGUCCUUACAUACAUUGCUUUUACAAAAUUGUGAGAAGUUCACUAAAUUUCCUGCAACAAUUGGGAACUUGAAUGACCUUCAAUAUCUUGAUAUUUCUAAUACACCGUCUUUAAAAGAUAUGCCGCAGGAAAUAGCUAAUCUCAAAAAUCUUUUGAUAUUGCCCAAAUUCAUAGUAGGGAAAACAAAUGGACUGAGAUUAAGUGAUGUGAAGAACUUGUUACAUCUUCGAGGGUAUCUAUCUAUUUUAGACCUACAAAAUGUUUCUGACAAUUUAGAUGCCAGACAAUCCAACUUACACAUGAUUGAAGCUUUAGAUGAGUUGGUGCUAGCAUGGACUUCUGACUUUGAUGAUUCAAGAGAGGGAAGUGAUAUUGAAGCGAAAGUGCUCAGCUCCUUAAGACCUCAUCAAAAUUUGAAAAAGGUGACAAUUAAUUGCUAUGGUGAUGGUAUGAUGAUGAGGGCAGAUGGAAGCAACAACAUGGUGAGACUUGAAGAGUUGAGAAUUGAGAAUUGUCCCUGUCUAAAGCGUUUUCCAAGAGGGAAGUUAUCUGCCACGUGUCGACUCUUAGAGAUAAAAGGUUGUGCCAGAGUACAGUCUUUACCGGAGGGAGUAUUGGUGCAAGAAGAUGAUGGUGGCAGCAGCAACAAUAUUGAAAAUUUGAAAGUCAUAGGACUUCCAAAUUUAAAUUUUAUUCCCAGUGACGAUCGAUUACCAGCUGCUCUUAAGAAAUUUGGAAUUAGAAAGUGCCCCAGGUUGGAAUCAAUUUCAGAGAGGAUGCUGCAACAUUGUACAAGACUUGAAGGCAUGAGUAUUUCGGAUUGUGUAAAUUUGAAAAGCUUAUCCUUCGGCGGCCUCAGCAAUCUCACUCGUUUAUACAUUACAGGAUGUGAUGCUUUAGAGUCCUUCCAGGAGAUGCCGGAGUUGAGCUUAUCCAUCCCCAAUAUUAAAUAUUUUAUAAUUUUUAAUUGUGAGAAUCUCAAGUCCUUGCCAAAUAAGAUGGACAACCUCACAUCGCUUCAAAUCUUGUGUAUAGAAAGGUGUCCAGGCAUCAAGUCAAUUCCUGAAGGGGGUUUGCCCCCAAGCCUAACUUAUCUUUCAAUUGCUUGUGAGAAUCUGAAGCAGCCUAUGCGAGAAUGGGGCCUCCACACCCUCACUUCUCUUCUCCUCUUCUCCAUUGCUCAUAUAUGUCCUCCAAAGAAUGUGCUUCCUUCUUCUUUACCCAUGCUUUGGAUAAAAGACGUUCAGAAUCUGAAAUCCAUACCCAAAGGCCUUCUCCGAAACCUUAACUCUCUCACAGGGUUAUGGAUCUCGAAGUGCCCAAAGCUACGAUCCUUGCCAAGAAAAGGCCUGCCUCCAUUGCUUGGACUACUCUGGAUCUCAGAGUGUCCGCGUCUAAAAAGAGAGAGUUUUCAGGAGAAAGGGGAGUAUUGGCACCUCAUAGCUCACAUUCCUCAAGUUUCGUACAUGGAGGAUAUGCCGCAAUUUGUAGAAUAUCCUUCUGUUAUUGAAAUUUUGGUUUCCCUCCUUGAUUGAAUUGAGUGCUUCAGGUACGUUGGGUUUAUACCUUGAAUUUUGACCACCUUCAAAAUUUUCAAACUUGAAUCUCUAUUUUUUCUAGUGAUAUUCAUUCACAAAGGUUGUCCAAAUCUGGAGAUGAACUUGAAGUAGAAGACAAUGCUAAGCCAAGAAACCAUAUUAUGUCAUGUUAUGAGCAGGCCGAUGGUUUAUUUAGGUACCAAAUAAUUCCUUUUUCAGGUC
Rubroshorea leprosula is the source of this 3917-nucleotide messenger RNA. Lineage: Eukaryota; Viridiplantae; Streptophyta; Magnoliopsida; Malvales; Dipterocarpaceae. The record is from the annotation of a GenBank genome assembly.